Messenger RNA from Prunus avium (sweet cherry), 492 nucleotides. NCBI's taxonomy places the organism in Eukaryota, Viridiplantae, Streptophyta, Magnoliopsida, Rosales, Rosaceae. The record is from RefSeq and is a predicted model, not a curated record.
GAUUGUUGAAAAUGGAUUGUUCUCUACUCUGUGUGUUAGAACAAGUACUUUAGGAACCAUUGGCCAUCGCUUGUGUACAAUAACAUGAUCAAUAUGAGGAAGAUGUUGAAGCAACCGUGGCCUCUUUCAGUGUCUGUUACCUUCUUUUGCAGCUUAUGCUUCUGGUUUCAGGUGUCCAUGACACAAAAUUAUACGACCGAUCCAUCUGAAGUGAGGGCGUUGAACUCAAUAUUCAAGCAAUGGGACACGCAAGCCGUGCCGGGGCUGUGGAAUAUCAGUGGAGAGCCAUGCAGUGGAUCUGCCAUUAAUGGAACCGACUUUGAGGAUCCAGCUAAUAAUCCAGCCAAUAAUCCAGGCAUCAUUUGUGAUUGUACUUAUGAAAAAAAUACUACCUGCCACAUCACCCAACUGAGAGUUUAUGCUCUGAACAAACGAGGGGUGUUUCCAGAAGAAUUUGUGGCUUUAAGAUAUCUGACCUAUUUGUAUGAAGUU